UUUAAUAGUGACAGUAAACAUGGGCGAUGCCGAGGACCGUGGUGCUGAUCGCGGUGCGAGUGAGCCGCCUGUGCGCACAUCGAGUCGCCGUCGUGUGGAGUCACCGCGCCACUGCGAUGCAGGUUCCGGGGCCCCUGGCUGGCGGCUGGUCCCUGCGACUCAAGAGACUCGGGGAGACACAGACAGACGGAGACUCGGGGAGACACACGGAGACUCAGGGAGACACACGGAGACUCGGGGAGGGGAGGCGCAUCGCGGCAUGAUCCGCUUCGUGCUGCUGGUGAACGCGCAGGGCCGCGUGCGCCUCUCGCGCCACUACGAGCGCCUGGGCGCGGCGCGGAGGAGGCUCGUGGAGGCCGCGGCGGCGCGGGCCGGGCUGAGGGCCGGAGACGGCGACCAGUGCUCAUUCGUGGACUACAAGGACUAUCGCCUGGUGUCACGCCGCUACGCCGCGCUCUACUGCAUCGUGGGCAUCGAUUCGGAAGAGAAUGAGCUGGAGAUCUACGAACUAAUUCACAACUUCAUAGAGACACUGGACAAGUACUUCAAUCGCGUGGUGAGUGUCUCACUCAGCCACGUGGUGAGCGUCUCACUCAGCCACGUUGUGAGCGUCUCACUCAGCCACGUGGUGAGCGUCUCACUCAGCCACGUGGUGAGUGUCUCACUCGGCCACGCGGCAGCAGCAGCAACAGCAGAGAAAGAGCAACCUCCUAUUGAAGGGAGGUUGGUUGAGUGUUUAUCCUGAAAGCCUUUAUGCCUGGUACAGGGAACACGUGAAGAGGACCAGAGCGAAAACACUGAGGGCAAUCUUAUAGUUGGUGUGCAAAUGGAUUGGGAACCAGUGGAGAGUUUUAAGGGUUGGUCUGAUCUAGUCUUAUUUAUGAGUGCAAGUGGCAGCAGCAUUUUUGAUUUUUUGGAGUGUGGAAGUGAGGAGUUUGAGAGGCUAUAAUGGAGAGAGAUGCAAUUGUCAAGCCAAGCGGUGAUGAAGACAAUCAUUAGAAAACCAAAAAUGUAGCAUAUGACCAUGGCGAUCUCACAGUAUAUAUUACCGCUGCUUGAAACUGGUCUUUGAUCCAUCAAUUUAAAUUAAUUAUCAUGCUCAUGAUAUAGACAUAGAAUAGUGUAAGAAUACUGAAUGUAGAAUUGAAAUGUUGUGUGACUGGGUCACAUGAGCCCUGCAGCCAUUUUAGUAUCCACAUGCUUGAUAAUGAUAUAUAUGUUUUAACUAUUUGAGUUGGACAGUUCAACAUUGCACUUCUAAUGCUGUUGUCUCAUCCUUUCAGUGUGAACUUGCCGUAUCCUUUGAAGCUCACGAUGCUUUACGAGCAGUAAGUUCUAGCUGGUAUCGGAAGCACUCCUAUUUCGGUUGUGUGCUGAUUUUGUUCGUAUAACCGAUUAUGUGGCAUGCUCAAGCACAAACUUAGUAAAGCCUCUAGGGUUGUCAGUCUGUUCGUGUUGUGGGAGUUUCCACUGCAGCAUGUGAAUAACGCAACGUGUGCAUACACGGAUGCGAGUGGGUGUAGGCACGCCCGAAGAAGCAGCCCGGUCAUAGUCCCAGGAGCUGUGCGUGUUUGUUUACACACGUGUACAUCAAUGACUGGUAACGUGGUCGUGUUUUUGUUACUCAGGAAACACUCAGCUAUUUGGAUGUUCACGCUUUUAUGUAUAAUGUCCCAGAUAACCUGAUAGCUGACGUAACUCUACAGGAAUGUUUUAAAAGCAACUUUCGAUCAUGUACUUGGGAAAAGCUAAAGUGGUGGUGAGGGUGGAGGGAGAGUAUGGCCUGAAGGCUGUCUGUGAAGUGCCUAGGUGAAUCCUUGACACGGCGA
Molecule: messenger RNA, 1829 nt
Organism: Petromyzon marinus (sea lamprey)
Lineage: Eukaryota; Metazoa; Chordata; Hyperoartia; Petromyzontiformes; Petromyzontidae
Gene: AP4S1
Product: adaptor related protein complex 4 subunit sigma 1
Biological process (GO): protein transport
Source: RefSeq, a predicted model, not a curated record